This is a messenger RNA of Lasiosphaeria miniovina, 858 nucleotides long. RefSeq lists its product as uncharacterized. The transcript has 4 exons. The coding region runs from base 1 to 858 and encodes 285 amino acids. The record is from RefSeq and is a predicted model, not a curated record. Lineage: Eukaryota; Fungi; Ascomycota; Sordariomycetes; Sordariales; Lasiosphaeriaceae.
AUGAAGACGGUGGGCAUAUUCCCCGCAUCUGGCGGACUCGGCACGAGCACCUAUCGACACCUCCUGGAAAUCGUACCAAAACAAAAGGUCGUCUUGAUCAGCCGCCACCUAGACAAGGCCUCUUACGAGUCGUCCCCGGCCGACCUAGAAGUCGUAUUUGCAGGAAUCGAGACCCUCUUUCUAGUAUCCUACCCCAGCCAUGUCCGCGACUACCGCGUCAAAGUUCAACUCCCUGCCACUGACGCCGCCCGCCGUGCUGGUGUCACUCACGUCUUCUACAGCUCUCUGGCAUUUGCUGGGGGUGUAAAGUCCAACCACUCUGUGGCCGAAUCGUUUACGUACACGGUCAUCCGAGAAGGUCUGUACGCCGUGUCGGUGCCAAUCUACACGGCCUUCUUCAGCCCCAAAGCGGAGCCUGCCGUGAGCGAGAUUCUGAUCCCGCACGACGAAACUGGCCUGGGUACUGCAUGGGUCGAGCGGGACGAGCUCGGCGAGGCCUCUGCAAAGCUGAUUGCCAGCUACGCCGCAGACUCCGACAAGUUCAAGUACACCAACGACACGGUGCUGCUCACUGGAACCAAGGUCUGGACCCUGGAGGAUACGGUGAAAGCGCUGGUGGAAAUCGCCGGGCACGACAUCAAGAUCAGACAAGUCUCGGUCGACGAGUAUGUUGAGUUGAAGCAGGUGCAGGCCGUUUUCAGGUCCAGGGAGAAGGCAAUAACCUGGGCGACUGCUUGGGAAGCCAUUCGGGCCGGAGAAGCGGCCGCAAUGACGUCCUACAUGGAGGAGAUUCUAGGCAGGAGGCCGACUGAUUUUGACGUUUUGGUGAAGAAAAUCUGGGGACAAAAGGGGCAAUAA